AUGGGGCUCACGAAGGAAAACGCUUCCAUCGGCAUUAUAGGGAUGGGAGACAUGGGCAAGAUGUAUGCCCAGCGUCUGAGCAGUGCAGGGUGGAGGAUUAAUGCUUGCGAUAAACCUGAAAACUACGAUGACUUGAAGAAAGAAUUCGAUUCUCUCAAAGGGGUCACAAUUCUUCCCAAUGGACACCUGGUGUCCAGGAUUAGCGAUUUCAUUGUUUACAGUGUAGAGGCCGGAGUCAUCGACCGGGUAGUUGCACAGUAUGGCCCAUCAACCAGGGUCGGUGCAAUAGUGGGUGGCCAGACAUCUUGCAAGGCUCCAGAACUCGCUGCCUUCGAUAAGCAUCUUCCUCCCGAUGUAGAAAUUGUAUCCUGCCACUCCCUUCACGGGCCUAAGGUCAAUCCCAAGGGACAGCCACUGGUCCUAAUCCAACAUCGAGCCUCCGACCAGAGUCUCCGAUUCGUCGAAGAGGUCCUUUCAUGUCUGGGAUCCAAAUAUGUCUAUCUAAGUGGAGAGAUGCAUGACCGGAUCACAGCGGACACACAGGCCGUCACGCAUGCGGCAUUUUUGAGCAUGGGAACAGCCUGGCAAGCCAAUAACCAAUUCCCUUGGGAGAUAUCUCGUUGGGUAGGAGGGAUUGAGAACGUCAAGAUCAACAUCACGCUACGUAUCUAUUCCAAUAAGUGGCAUGUGUAUGCGGGACUGGCUAUUCUCAACCCGGCUGCAAAGGAGCAGAUCCGAGAAUAUGCGCGAUCAGUUACUGAACUGUAUAAACUCAUGAUUGAAGGGCGCAGGGAAGACCUAAAGCGUCGUGUCAAGGCAGCUGGAGCGGCCGUCUUCAAAUCCGGUACGGAAGCACAAGAUCUGCUGCUGAGGGAUGAAGUGCUCGACCAGUUCUCCCUGUCGAACCGGCCGCGUGAGAAGACGCCGCCCAACAACCAUCUCAGUUUGCUGGCGAUUGUCGAUUGCUGGUCCAGACUGGGGAUUAUCCCUUACGACCAUAUGAUUUGCUCGACUCCGCUCUUUCGCCUUUGGCUAGGUGUCACCGAAUAUCUUUUCCGCAACCCAGAUCUUCUCGAGGAAGCACUCAAUACCGCCAUCGACGACAGCACAUUCCGUUCGGAUGAUCUAGAAUUCACGUUCGCAGCCAGGGCUUGGUCCGACUGCGUCUCUUUCGGAGAUUUUGAAUCGUACCGGGACCGCUUUGAGCGGAUCCAGCAGUACUUCUCUCCGCGGUUCCCCGAGGCAGCCAAACUUGGCAAUGAAAUGAUGAGGACGAUUCUGGAGAAGACGACGGCGACUGCUGCUGCUGCGACAGCACCCAAAGCUUCGGGAACCGCACGCUAG
This is a messenger RNA of Monascus purpureus, 1344 nucleotides long. NCBI's taxonomy places the organism in Eukaryota, Fungi, Ascomycota, Eurotiomycetes, Eurotiales, Aspergillaceae. The record is from the annotation of a GenBank genome assembly.